GAAGCUGCGGCUUCUCUCGCGGUAAAAGCGGAUCUCCGCGUGUCUGAUUGGGCAUGACCUCGGCCGGAGGGCGCGGUUCUAUGUUUGAAAGUGAGACUAUCGCCAUGUUUUUGCACUUGUCAAUGGCGUCACACGUAGUGGUUGCCUCACGUUGGGCAAAGCGUAAGCCUGAUUGGUUCAGGAGAGCCGCCAACUCGAGGAAUGACUUGGUGUUGGGUUGUCGACGACACAAACUUUGUGGAAAGAUUGCUCUCUGGAUGAAAACGGGGGUCAAGCCUUCCGAGGUUCUAGGUUUCGCUAGAACAUGAGGACGCGAAGCAUGAGGUAGGCCAAGUAACUUGAACUUAUUCAGCCAAACUUCGUUGGCUUUGUGAAGCUAAUUGAUACACGAACACUCUACAAGCACUCUUGAUACAUUACAAGGCCUGUGUAACCAAGCGAGUGA
Molecule: messenger RNA, 445 nt
Organism: Colletotrichum godetiae
Lineage: Eukaryota; Fungi; Ascomycota; Sordariomycetes; Glomerellales; Glomerellaceae
Exons: 2
Coding region: 54-308 (84 amino acids)
Source: RefSeq, a predicted model, not a curated record